Messenger RNA from Condylura cristata (star-nosed mole), 756 nucleotides. It is a transcript of the gene TRAPPC6A, whose product is annotated as trafficking protein particle complex 6A. Lineage: Eukaryota; Metazoa; Chordata; Mammalia; Eulipotyphla; Talpidae. Gene Ontology annotation, cellular component: TRAPP complex; cis-Golgi network; trans-Golgi network. Gene Ontology annotation, biological process: regulation of GTPase activity; endoplasmic reticulum to Golgi vesicle-mediated transport. The transcript has 6 exons. The record is from RefSeq and is a predicted model, not a curated record. Bases 114 to 518 code for a protein of 134 amino acids.
ACAGGGAGGAGACAGAGAAGAGCGGAGACGCGGUCACGUGCGGCCAAUGAAAAAAGGAUCCGGCUCUUUCUUAGUCUCCCAGGUUCUAUCGCGCACAACGUGAGGGACAGAAGAUGAACCUGUCGGUCCUGGAGGGCGUAGGCUUCCGCGUGGGCCAGGCUCUGGGUGAGAGGUUGCCCCAGGAGAUGCUGACCUUCAAGGAGGAGCUGGAUAUCCUCAAGUUCCUGUGCAAAGACCUGUGGGUGGCCAUGUUCCAGAAGCAGAUGGACAGCCUCCGUACCAACCACCAGGUGUGUGGUGCCCGGCCGGCCCCCGGUCGCAGGGGACCUAUGUCCUGCAGGACAACAGCUUCCCCCUCCUGGUCCGGAUGGCCUCAGGCCUGCAGUAUGUGGAGGAAGCACCCAAGUUCCUGGCCUUCCCCUGCGGCCUCCUGCGUGGCGCCCUCAGUACCCUGGGGAUCAAGAGCUUGGUUACCGCCUCCGUGGCAUCCCUGCCUGCCUGUAAGUUCCAGGUGGUGAUCCAGCAAUCCUGAGGAGCCUGGGCCCCGGGGCCUGGGCUGCUGCCUUGGGGACUGGCCAGAGGGCUGAUGCCGGGGACCCCAGGCUCGGUGCCACAGCAGUCGGGAGGCCAGGUGCUUCCAGGGGUUCUUCGUGCUCAACAAGUGGGCAUUGUUGGGGAGUCAGGGUGGCCGGGGCUGGGUGGUCCUGGCUGCAGCUGGGGCUGACCUGAUGGGUUCCUGUCUGCUAAUAAAGGCUU